This is a messenger RNA of Andrographis paniculata, 999 nucleotides long. RefSeq names its product membrane-anchored ubiquitin-fold protein 3-like. Gene Ontology annotation, molecular function: protein binding. Bases 283 to 648 code for a protein of 121 amino acids. The record is from RefSeq and is a predicted model, not a curated record. Lineage: Eukaryota; Viridiplantae; Streptophyta; Magnoliopsida; Lamiales; Acanthaceae. The transcript has 3 exons.
GUAAUCUUCAAUUCUACAAAACCAAAAAAGAGGAUCGCCAUCACAAACUGUGCGUGCCACCCAUCUCAACAUCACCAUCAACAUCUAAAUCGACAUCUGCAUCUGCAUCUGCUACUCUCUCUAGGCUAGGUUUCCUCUCAAAUUCAUAAUGCUUUCUUUACCACUUCAAUGACUUUUCGGUAGGUUGGUGGGUGGGUGGGUGGGUGAGUUUCGGGUUUUGCUUCUUAUCUUAGAAUUAUUUCUAUCGGCUUUGAUUUGGUUGGUUGCGGAAGUCCUUCCCAAAUGCCGGAGGAGGAUUUGGUAGAGCUCAAGUUCAGAUUGUACGAUGGAUCAGAUAUCGGCCCUUUUCGAUAUUCACCCGCAUCCACUGUUGCCAUGCUCAAGGAGAGGAUUGUGGCCGAGUGGCCUAAAGAUAAAAAAAUUGCGCCCAAGGCUGCAAAUGAUGUGAAAUUAAUAAGUGCGGGGAAAAUUUUGGCAAACAACAAGACUGUUGCCCAGUGCAAGAUGCCAUUUGGAGACCUACCCAAUGGAGGAGUUAUCAUCAUGCAUGCUGUUGUGCAGCCAUCCCUAGCCAAAGCAAAGACAGAGAAGAAGAUCGAUGAAGCUCCAAAGAAGCACGUGUGUAUGUGUUCGUGUUCCAUAUUGUGAUCCUGGAGAGUCAGUUCGAUUGAGUCGUUGAUUAACUUGUGCAAUUCAAUUCAACUGAAGGAGGUGACCAGCUCAGAGAAACUGAUGAGAAGUCGAAAAGGACAAUAAUUUAGAUAUCCGUUGUUCUUUGCUGUAUACAUGUUGAUUCGUCGGUAGCAUUUGUGUGCGACAGUGGUGUGGUAUGUACAAUACCAUACAUGCAUGUGGGUGGUGUGGUGUCCCUAUAGAUUUGUUUGCUUUUAUGUACAUCUGUAGUUCUUGUGUUUUUCAGUUCCACGCCAUUUAUACAUACAUACAUACAUACAUACAUACAUACAUACAAAUACAAUAUUGGUUUGUUUGUGGGAUCCA